CAAAGAUGGCGGCAUCUGGGCGAGGUAUUCUUUCCAGUGAAUCUGAUUCCGAACAAAACCCUUGGGAAAAUCAAGAAUCUACCAAUUCUCAUCGAAAAACUAAAAAUAUAUUCGACGACGAUGUCAGUUUUGACAGAGCAAAGAAAAUCAUCCUUAAUGACCUGAAAGAUGAAGACUUUGAAAACGACAUUGACGAAAUCGGUUGGAAUGAUGAACCAGUACCGCCGUCCAAAACAUUUCCGGGUUCCUCAACUUCUUCAGAACCCAAGGUGAACCUUGACAAUCUUGGCACCCCUUCUUACACAUCACCCAGGCUAGCUGCCAGUACACUUUCUGUAACCAAGAACACAAAUCCAGUGAAAGCAUUAUUGACACACAGUCGGUCACUUAGCAGUGGAGGAACGUUUAAGCCAUUUUCACUUAGUGAGAAUUUAAGUAGAGGAGUGAGUGAUCCAAGCAUUGAAGAAGUUGUGCAGCUAGAGUCAAAUCGAUCGUUUGGGUCUACUGACAUAAAUAAGUUACAGGCAGAAAUACAAACUUUACAGCGAAUCAAUUUACGGGCAAAGCGUGAUCGUUGGUCCAAAUUACCAGUAGAGAAUACCAUUAAGAGAAUGCUGAAAGGGGAGGCAUGUACUUUAGAAUUCUACAAAUCUUUAGAUGAUAAAUUAGCGUUGAUCGACGAAUCGGUAAAAGUGCAUGAUGGUAACUGUAUAAUAGCGACCGUUUUAUUUCUAAAGAGAACUGUAAAGGCAUCAAUAUUUAAUUUUGAAGUAUCCAGAAGGCCUGUCGCAUUAAAUCACUAUUUAAAUUACUUACGGACCAAGUUAGAUUACCAAGAACUGUCUAUGAUGUUGGAAAUGACCGGCAGAACGGAAGAAGCAGCCAUGUUACAGUAUAAAGUAGCCUCGAACUCGACAUUAGGUACCUCCAAAACAAGUGCUUUACGUAAUGUUUUAAGGAGUCACUUCAGUAUGGACCAACAGCUUGCAUCAGAAGCAUCACUAGUGGCUGAACAUAUAGAUCUUUUAGAAAGACAAUCACCCAUCGAAGAAUCAGAUGCCAGAGAGGAGGCUAGUGGCAGGAAUCAAAUGUUCCGUAACAUUCCUAGAAGAAGAUCAAUAUUUGAAAUGCCACUUAUUACUACCUUAUAUUAUUGUUGUUUAUAUCAUUAUCAUUUAAGUGAAAAUUCAUUGGCCAGUCCAGUCGCCAUUCGAAAAAGGCAUCACAUCUGUGAUAAACAAUUUCUGUACUGUGCACUAGGAGCUCAGGCAAGAUUACAAAAAUGGAGAACCAUUGAAGAACUGCUUACUACAAAGAGUUGGUUUGGAGGAACCAAGAUGAAAUCAGCAAUUGGUUGGGAUAAAGUUGUCAAUAUCUUAAAUAAACAUAAUGCUCCUCUUGAUCUUUUACAUAAAUAUUUGAAUUUUAUUGAUGAUUUAGAACUUAGGGCCGAAGUAGCCAAGAAAAAUUCUAUAGUUUUAAGUCAACCAUGAUAACAUGAUUCUCAAGUGACCACUUUACUUAAAGAUACAUUAUAGGAGAUUAGAUAAAGAGCUGGCAGUUCUCACUAUACUAGCUCAAAAAUAGAUAAUGUAAAAUGAAAAUAUUGAAAAUUUCAUUCAAAUUACUUCAUUCUGAUCCACGGUAUCACUGUUUGUAGUUUGGACAAGAUGUGUGAAUUGUGGUAACCAGGGCACUGGUAGAUUCGAGACUUAGCCUCGCUUUCCCAUUUUUAAAUAGCGAACCGUUCUAAAAUAAUUAAAAUCUUGAGUAUCCGAUGCCACGGAGAGUUGAUUAUGGUCUUUAUUUUGUUAAUUAAUGUCUAAUUAAUAAUUUAUAUAACAUUUCAGGCUUAAAGAAAGACCUGUAAUAGGCAGAUUUAGCUCUUGCAUAAUGUAUGUUUAAAUACAGAUUUAAUAUUUGUAAGUUUUUAUUCGAUUCGAUGGAAAUUAAAUCCAGAUCUGAAAGCAGCAUUCCACUUAUAUAGUAGUUAUGAAACUGCAAAGUUUUAGUCUCACAUUAUACCAAAUUAUUAUUUAUUUGUUAGCAAGGGUAAAUUCAGGAAUUUUGGCAGGAGGGGGUAUGGCAGGCUCCUGUUAUGGAAAUUUGACAGUUGACAAUGCGUGAUGCCAUCAUCGUCUCUAAAUUACGUAGGCAUACAUACACAUUUCAUUGAUGCAAAGCAUUAAUUGUGAAUGAUAUCACACAUGUCUAUAUCAUUAUUUCGCGCUUUCAUUGUCAAUUCCGUCCCGCCAUCUGAUGAUAAAGGAUAAAGCACACCGUUGCACGUUCUCAUAAAGUGUUGUUUUACAAUUUUAUUUUUGUUGCUGAACAGGGUGGGGUUUGGACACCCCCCCCCCUUCUCUCUGGAUCCACCCCUGGUUAGAUAAGAGCAACACUCGGUUAAUAUAGCCUACUCCAUUUACCUGUACUUAAAAAAAAAUGUUUUUGAAUAUUGUUGUCAUGGGUUCAUUUUACAAGUGAUCUUUUUUUGUUUUUUGUUUAUUUUUUUUUUAAAUAUUUGUAUUCAAUUUGCAGUAACUAGGUACUAGAUUAUCCAAAAGAGCUUAUUAAUAGAUCCAUUAUUCUUCAAGCCCUUUGGCAUGAUGCUGUACAAGUGAUCUAAGCCUUGAAAUUUUUAUAAGUAAAAAGGUAGACCCACAGAAGAUAAUUUAAUAAAACAGGUUCUCUAUGAAUAGGUUCUGUAUGAAUAGGGGUAACCAGAGACAUUAAGCAAGUCCAAUGCCCAAAGAACUGGGCCAAACUGGGAGCCUGUAUAACCACAAUACCCAAUCAGGACUCUAUAUGGUUGACAAGAGUGAGUCCAGUCAUUCAAGUCUUAAAUUCACAA
Patella vulgata (common limpet) is the source of this 2851-nucleotide messenger RNA. Its product is annotated as spermatogenesis-defective protein 39 homolog. The transcript has a single exon. The coding region runs from base 6 to 1493 and encodes 495 amino acids. Gene Ontology annotation, biological process: intracellular protein transport; vacuolar transport. Gene Ontology annotation, cellular component: cytoplasm. Lineage: Eukaryota; Metazoa; Mollusca; Gastropoda; Patellidae. The record is from RefSeq and is a predicted model, not a curated record.